AUGACGUCGAUGGCGUGUCGCGCCGCGCCUCCGUGGCCGCUUGGUGGCGCCCUGCGUGUGGGAGUGUGGUGGACGGCCUCGUUGUCUUCUCGCCUUCCGCACAUCCGGGCGCGUCACGCGUUUUUUCUCGUCCCAUUUGUGUCCUUUAUCUUCUUGUCUGUGGGUCUCCUCUCCCUGACGUCCCCGUCUUUCUUUUUCUCUCCUCUUUCCGCCGCCGCGCGGCUCGCGCUGCCUCUCGCAUCCCCCUCUGCGCUUCCGUCCUCCCUGCCGGUCUUCCUGUGUGUCGUCGCGCUGCUCCUGCUGGUGUCGCUGGAGAUCUACACGUUUGCACGUUUCGCGGCGGUCGCGUCGUGGCUCGAGGACCUGCCCUUCUACCGGCCGCUCCCCGACAAGAAGUACCUUUCCUUCAUUCUCCGCGCCUGCGUCCACUACCCCUGCGCCCGCCUCCACGCGACACUUGUCUCCGAAAAGGAGGAAAGCCACGCAGCAGCCGCGGGCGAGCCACGAGAAGGGGACGACCUGCCGCGCAGAGGAGCUGCGGCGGUCGCCGCGAGGCUGCUGCUCUCGUCCGUCGGGCAGCCCCGGGCCGCGGCGGGCGGCGGAGAGAACGGCAACGAGAGCCAGACUGGAGAUCAGCCGAGCCCCCCGCAGCUCCGGGGAGAGGAAAGCUUCCUCCGGCCGACAGGCGAGGCGGCUGCGUCUCAGCGUGUCCCCGAAGAGCCGCGAGCAGACGAAUCCUCUGCGUGCGUGAACGACGCCGAUCCGGCUUUUCUUCAGCCUGCGCCGUCCUCGGCGUCCUCGCCGCGGCGUCUGGACUCUCUGGAGGCCGACGCCGCGCCUUCCGAGUCUUGCUCGCACGCGCUGCGCUGUCCUCUGUCUGCUCAGUUUCUGGCUUCGCCUCGCGCUUUGGCACCUUCGCCCUGCAGCUCGCCUGCUUUCUGCGCGUCUGUCGCGGACGACAGCACCCGGGCGACGGCGCUGAGCUGCAGCGGGGCGGCGCCAUCCCCGUGCUGCGGCCACGCCUCCUGGGCCCAGCCGCCGCAUGCGUUGACGCCGUCGCCUUCUGUGAGAGUUCCAGGCGUCCCGCCGGUGCCCCCGAAGCGCUCGGCCCCGGCGAGAAGAGCCUCGCCUCAGGUGCGGAAGGGCGACAGAGAGGACGCCAGCGACGGCGCGGCCGCAGACGGCGGCUUGGGGGAGGCAGACAAGCGCGCGUCUGAAGUUGCGGAGGGCGGAGCCGGGACGGAAGUUCUCGCAGAGAUUGCGUCGUGUGAUCCCGAGGCUCUGGGGAAGAUGCCUCUCUCGGAGGCCGGGCAAAGCGAGGCGCGCGGUCUUCUCUUCAGCCAUCCCCAAGAAGUGUUGGCUUCCAUGCUGUAUUACGCCUUCUUCACACGCGUCCACCCCACAGAAGUCUCUGUCGGUCUCCUCGCCUCCUGGCUGCAGGCUCACACGCAGAUCUCGCUCGCGGAGUGCCGCGCGGCCAUUCGCCAGAUUCAGGCGCGGGGCAGCUUCCGCUUCCUCCUGGACGACGCAGAAGAGGCAGAAGAAGGGUGCGGCGACGACGAAGAUGGAGGAGACAAAGGAUCGCACCCGCUUUCGUCGCUGCCCGCGACCUCAGGUUCUCGCGCCGCGUGCCACUCUGUUUCGUCUUCGUCCACAGCCUCCGUCGCCUCCUCUGGUGUGUCUACUCCGAUACCUCUCCCUUCGCGGACGCGUCCAGCGGGCUCGCUCCUUAUUCCGGCCUCUUCGUCCUCUCCUGCGUCGCAUGUUUCGAAAGCCGUGUCGUCGUCCGCAUCACCGGCAUCUGCCUCCUCAGCAUAUGUGGCCUCAGCAUGUACCGCCUCGUCUCCCUCGCACCUCUCUGCGUCGGUGUCCGCCUCUUCUGCGCCCGUGCGGACGAGUAUCGAGGCCAUUCAGGGCUGGCUCUACGGCGCUGCGCCGAUUCUUCCGCAUUACCGUCCGCUCCUGUUCCAAGUUCUCGUGGAUUUCUCUCAUUUUCUCCUCCGCCUGUGUCUACGGCAGCUGGGCUUCGUGUCCGUCGGGCCUCGCUGUGCGUGUCGCGUGUGCAGCAGCACGCUCGAGGGCUGCGAGCGGCGGCAGCGCCCGGAUGAGCGUCUCUUCCAGAGCCUAGGCGUCGAUUUCCUUGGUCGCAAGCGAGCGGCGCAGGCCGUCGGCGACAUGCCAGCGGCCGCGAACGAGGCGGAGGCCGCGCUCGGCGGCAGGCCAGAGUUCGCGGCAGGGCUCGGCGACGACGAGACGAGUGGCGAGGACGAAGCCGCGAUGCUGGAGGGCGGCCUCAAGUCGGUGCGCUUCUUUGUCUAUCUGCCUGCCGCGAUGGUGUCUGCGUCGCCUGAAGCCGCCUCGGGUGCGGCCUCCGCCUCGCCUCCGCCUGCUGCGGCCGCUGCGCAGAGCGGAGUGAGGCCGCCGGUCGUCCUCGUUCACGGAUUCGGAUUCGGCUUGCUGCCCUAUGUCCUGCAUGCGUUUCUCCUCGCGCUGCGGCAGCGCUUCUUCACCGCGCCGGACGACCGUCGGCCGAUCAUCCUUCUCGAAUUCGCCUGGCUGGGCCUUGACGGGCAAGGCGCCGAAGUGAUGCGGCAGGCGCGCCGCAUCGAGGCGGUCCGGGCGCGACUCCGAGACUGCCUGCACCGCACGAGAAAGAGGGAGGAGAGGAGUCCCCCAGAGCGCCAAGGAGCGCCCCCAGAGGCGGCGCGUGAGGCAGGAGAACCGAGGGAACGCAGAGACGAAAAGGACCUCGUCCGCAGAUACUGCAGCGCCCAGCGAGAAGCGGACGACGUGGCAGCAGAUGCGCCUCAACGCCAGCGCGAAAGAGCCGAGUCAACCGAUGCGGAUUCCGAAGACGCGGGCGCGGAGGACGACGAAGCAUGCCUGCCUCCGCCUCUCCUGUGGACCGACAUCGUCCCGAUCAUGCCUGCAGUCUGUCGAGCUCUCGCAGAUUUCUUGGAAGACCUUCACCGGGCGCAGCUCGCGAGUCUCCGCCGCGCGCGGGCGCAGGGUGGCGACGCCCAGGCGCCUGAAGCAGUGGCCUUCGAGAAGGAGGGAGACGCCGAGGCGGGCUAUCUGGAGCGCUGCGGGGUGAAAGUUGACGUCAUCGCGCACUCGUACGGUACAGGCAUUACAUCCUGUCUGAACAUGCGCCACCCGUCUCUGCUGCGUCGCUGCGUCCUCGUCGACCCAAUCUGCUUCUUUCCGAACUGCACGGUCAAGGCGCAGCUCGUCCACAGUCAACCCUGGGAGGUUCGGCUUCUCUCGCGGCACGAGGCGAGCGCGCGCAGCCUCCUGGAUUCGGCUGCCGAUGACACCGCCAGGCCCCAGCGACCCGCGACCGAGCGAUGGUGCUCAGAAGAAGGGCGCGCGGCUCCACAGGACCAUCGCGAGCCGGGCGCGAGAGGUGCAGCAGCAGGGCGCCUCGCAAACGACGACACACUUUUCCAGACGAGCGAGGCGGAUUCGGCAGAUGCGCUCAAGCGGAAAGACGAGGCCUCCGCUGGAGCGGCAGAGGGGCGAGCCUCGGCCGGUGGGGGGGCUGCGAACGCGUUCAGCAUCACGCGUUGUGCGGCUGCGUCCUCUUUCUCCUUGUCUAGGCUCUUGUCUGCUUUCAGCUGGACAUCCGCGGCGGCGGAAGAGGGCGGCGGCGCGAGGAGGUGGGAGCAGCUGAAGGUCGCCCUCCGCGUGCGGAUUCUGCGCGCCAUCGACCGUUUCGCGCUCUUCUUCUACUGGAUGGUAGUCUACCGCGAGCUUGGGACGCGCAUUACCACUUCGCGGCAGCUCCAGGGGCACGAGUACCUCGAUCGCGGGGGGCUGCUGCGGCUGGAGGAGCGGCUGAUGGUCGUGUUGGGCGGCUUCGACUUGAUUUCGCCGGCCGAUAACGUGAAAGCCUUCAUCGACCUCGUUGCGCCCGCCGUAAAGUGUCUGUACUGCCCCGGGGCACACCACGGGGUCGUCGCCUUCAUGCCGCCUGUGCUGGCGGCCAUCGAGCGAUUUGUGUCUUCGUGA
This is a messenger RNA of Besnoitia besnoiti, 4011 nucleotides long. RefSeq lists its product as uncharacterized. The record is from RefSeq and is a predicted model, not a curated record. The transcript has a single exon. Bases 1 to 4011 code for a protein of 1336 amino acids. Lineage: Eukaryota; Apicomplexa; Conoidasida; Eucoccidiorida; Sarcocystidae.